Messenger RNA from Aphis gossypii (cotton aphid), 609 nucleotides. RefSeq lists its product as uncharacterized. The record is from RefSeq and is a predicted model, not a curated record. Lineage: Eukaryota; Metazoa; Arthropoda; Insecta; Hemiptera; Aphididae. The transcript has 3 exons. Bases 1 to 609 code for a protein of 202 amino acids.
AUGGAGAUUGACUCAAAUAAACGAGCUGAACUUCUUUUAAAAAUUUGGGAACCAGAUCAUACUUUUAAAUUUCCCAUAACUGGGAAACAAAAAUUGAAAUUUCAACUUAACUGGUUAAGAAAAUGGUCUUGGUUAACUUAUUCAAAAUUGCUUGAUGGUGCAUUUUGCAAGUUUUGUGUUCUUUUUAAAAGAAACGAAGGUGGUCGUGGUAAUCAAAAGUUAGGCAAACUCGUUUUAGAAAAAUUUUCUAAUUGGAAAAAAGCAAUUGAGGAAUUUAACAAACAUGAAGGCCUGGCUUUGAGAGGCCAUAAUGAUUCAGGACCCAUAAGUUUACAAAAUUCUCAAAUUUAUAAUGAAAGUAAUUUUAGAGAAUUGUUAAGAUUUAAAAUUGAAGCUGGUGAUAAAAAUUUAGCCAAUCAUUUAGAGACAGCUCCACGUAAUGCGACAUACCUUAGUCCAGAAAUUCAAAAUGAAAUAAUUAAUACAUGUUCUAGUAUGAUCAUCGAACAACUCGUUUCUAGGAUUAAUAGUGCAAAAUGUUUCACAGUUGUUCGGAACACCGAUAACAAAAAUACGAUACGGCCGUUGUUCGUCGACAUCUCGAUAUAA